This is a messenger RNA of Thermothelomyces thermophilus ATCC 42464, 3310 nucleotides long. RefSeq lists its product as uncharacterized. The record is from RefSeq and is a predicted model, not a curated record. The transcript has 3 exons. Gene Ontology annotation, biological process: protein palmitoylation. The coding region runs from base 56 to 3085 and encodes 1009 amino acids. Gene Ontology annotation, molecular function: palmitoyltransferase activity; protein binding. Gene Ontology annotation, cellular component: Golgi membrane. Lineage: Eukaryota; Fungi; Ascomycota; Sordariomycetes; Sordariales; Chaetomiaceae.
CGAUAACUGGCCUUACCAAAGGCUUGAGGAACUAAAAGACCUGCUUGACAGAGGUAUGGGCGCGAUCGAUGACGGGGCCCCCAGUCCCGAGUCCCGGGUCGACUAUAUGAGGGAACAGUUCUUCUACGGCUCGCGUUACUUCGGUUUCAUUCCCCAGGUCUUUCAGGAGCAAGCCUUCGAGUCCAUUGCCAGAAUGGCAGCCGAUGAGCGCCAUAAGAUUGCGUCGGGAACCCACGCCACUUUGCAACUGGGACUCUGUCUCUUGUCCGGUUUCGGCGUCGACCGAGACAUCCACAAGGGCCUCGAGUUGGUGUUUGAGGCGGCGGACAAGGGAAACCACAGAGCCCGGGCUGUUAUUGGGAGAUUCCUGUGGUCGUUCGGCAACUACACCGAGAGUACACCCGUUGACUGGGUAAUUGAGCAAGCAAUGCAAUACUCCUACUGGGCGAUAGAGGAGCUGGGCAGAGCGGGCCAGCGAUUUUAUAGCGAAGCAGUCAAGCGUGCUGCAUUCUUGGCCGCGACGGCUAUUAGUCGCGUCGGAUAUGGCCCGGGUUACUUUGUGGAAUCUCGAUUUGAUCUCUUCGACCCCAACGCGUUGGAGGAACAAAUCAAGAAAGAAUUCGGGCCUGCGAAUGGCAGGGCUGAAUCUCCAGCACCGGAUGGACCAACGCUCGAAGCUCCUACCAGAGAUUCCGUCAAUUCUCCCACCCGGGACACUAACUCUGCCGACCCAUAUCCCUUGCAGCACGAGCAGACCAUGCCUGGGCAACCGAAUGUGCUCGAGGACGGCCAGGUCGCGGAUGAGAUGCAGUUACAGCCGGCAGACUUCUUUGACGCCGCAAUGCGUUUCGUGUGUUGCUACGGCCUCCUGGAAACCCUUCCCGUUCUCCUCCGGGAGCAACCGCGGCUGGCGCCUGACUUGGGCCCUGAGACGUACAUUCCUCUGGCACUCGCGGCCGGCCAGGGCGAAGUAGCACUGGCGUUGCUGGGGUCAGAAAAUGAGAUCACCAAGGAGACAAAUCCUUAUCUCCUUUUCCAGCUUCACCACCUGCCGCCUCAGCAAGUCGGGCCAGUUGCUGGAGCUAUUGUCAGCAGGGGUUUCGAUCCCAACGAGAAAGUCGAACUUCAUAGAGAUUCACGGUUUACCAAUGACCGUCUCUCCGUCUUCUUAGAUCCGGUUCUUGAUCAUCGAAUCCAUCCCCUAGAUGGCUCCUCGCGGCACUGGUUGCCCGAGAUUCGGGGCCGGUCGCUCACUCCACUGCGAUGGGCCAUCUACCACGGCAAUGAGCAUGUUGUGGGUGCUCUCCUGGAUCUCGGGGCCGAAUUCGCACGGUUGCCCGACGUCGACAGGUGCGUGGCCCACGGCGGACCGGUGGAUAGGUUGGAAACAGCAGCAUUCACCGUCGCCGUACUCGAAGAACCUUGCCUCAACUUGAACAUUCUCGAGAUGUUCUUCCAACGCCAUGGCGAUCAACCCGGGAGGGCCGUCUUCGCCGAGACGCCGCUGGGUUUGAUAGCCAUGGAACCCGACUGCCCCGAAAGGCGGCUCAGGUUCUUGGGCCCCGGUGGCGAGACGGAUAACCUAGAGCGGGUGCUGUCGCUGCUGAGGAGGCAUCAGCCCGACUCGGACGCGCAGCUGUUCUGGGCAGCGGCCAUGAAUGGCCACGAGGACAUCGUGCGCUACCUCAUCAAGGGCGGAGUCGAUAUUGAGCUGCGAUACAACGGACAGACCCCGCUGCACACGGCUGUCCUUCACGGUCAGAAGGGGGUGUUUGACCUGCUCGUCAAGAACGGCGCCGAGGUCCGCGCUCUAACCUCGGACAAGGGCAUGUCCAUGAUGCAUCUGCUUCUUUGGAAACCCAAGCCCGUGGGCGUCGAGCUGUACAUGAUCAAUAAGCUUUACCGACGGCUGCGCAGCGUUGCAGGCGGCAGCGGUAACUUUGGCAGAAAGGUCCAGCCCAUCCACCUCGCCGCCCUGAACUCGCGUGUCGCAGCGCUGGAGCGGCUGCUAGAGCUAGGCGCGGACCCCACCGUCCCUAUGGAGGAGGACAUCAUGCCUUGGGCCCGCGGCUGCUUCAGACACGAGGGCUGGGAGCCGCCAGAAACACUAAAGCGGGACCGCUCCGAGGAAGGCAGCCUCUUGGCAACUCCCAUAUCCCUCAAGGGCCUCACACCCGCUGGUAUCAUCCUCUCCAGAUACGACAUCAUGCCGCCAAAGGAUCUUCUGGCCAUGCUGCGAAUUCUCGUCUUGUCGACGUCGUUCCCGGUCACCCUCUCUCGGCUUUACACGCGCCCGUCACUGAAGCAAACCAUCUUUCACCUGCUCGCCUGUCACUUUCCCCUUACCGAAACCGGGAUUCUCGAGCACCUCCUAGACGGCCUGGCCUUGCACCUCCCCUCCGGGCCCGGGAAGGCCAACGGCGCCGACCGUCAGACGCUCAUCAACCUACCCGACGCCGACGGCGACACGCCGCUGCACUACGCGGCGCUCUUCAGUGGCAGCCGCAACACGCGCGCCGUCGACCGGCUGCUUUCGCUCGGCGCGGACCCGACGGCGAGGAACUUGUUUGGCAUGACCCCCGGGGUCAUCAGGGCCCGGUAUCUCGCUUGGAAGGGGGCGGCGGCGGCGGAGGACGCUGUGCUCCGGUCUGUGACCGGGAAGGGUGGUAAUGGCGCGAGGGCCAGCUACGGUGACGGGGGGAAGUGGGGAAGCAAGCUGGUGCAGUUUGGGAUUCCGUUAUCGCCGAAGGAGCGGUUCGCCGCGGCGGGCGAUUCUUCCUCUGACGAGGCCGGCGGGGAAGGACAAGGCGGCGGCGGCGGCGGCGAUGACCCGGGUGUGCGAUGGUCGACGAGGUAUUGGGGCGGGCGCACGGCGUCGUGUAUGCGACUGCAGGAGCUGAGCGGGGAGGAUGGGGAGCCGGACAGGAUCAAGAUGAUGGGGCAGCUGCUGCGUGGCGCGCGGGUCAGGGAGGUCUGGGACUUGCAUGCCGGCAGGUGGGUGAGGUUUGAGAGGGAGAUGAUGGUGCAGUUGGUGACCGAGGCGGAUAUACAAGUGGACUUUGCGAGGGAGGUUCGGACGGGAUAGGGAGGCAAUCAUCAUCAUCACCACCUUGAGUGUUGAAGAAUGUAACGGAAGGGGUAGCUUACUCUCGUUUAGCCCCCCCAAUCGCGGGGGCGCAGGAGGAAACACGGGGAUCGACCCGCACGAGUAGCAGCUUUUCGGUCAUUACCUCAAUCUCUCAAUCACCACACCACUGAGUCUUCUCCCCUGACAUACUCUCUAACCUUCAUCACAUGUUGUGUCCCAUCC